This is a messenger RNA of Hypomesus transpacificus, 1993 nucleotides long. Its product is annotated as zinc finger protein 316-like. The transcript is spliced from 4 exons. Gene Ontology annotation, biological process: regulation of transcription by RNA polymerase II. The record is from RefSeq and is a predicted model, not a curated record. The coding region runs from base 206 to 1597 and encodes 463 amino acids. Gene Ontology annotation, molecular function: DNA-binding transcription factor activity; RNA polymerase II cis-regulatory region sequence-specific DNA binding. Lineage: Eukaryota; Metazoa; Chordata; Actinopteri; Osmeriformes; Osmeridae.
UUGAAUAUAAUUUGACACUGUCAAGGGGAGGGAAAACAGGGAGCCAAAACCGCUAAUAUCAACAAUUCUCUCAAAGACUGCAGACCUGACGUUUACUACAGAUAACAGUUUGAUAAAGAUACUUUUUAAAAGAGACGUUGUUGUAUUAACGUGGGGCUGAAAGUCUCGAAUUUCAAAAGGAGAAGAGGAGCACUAGAAGGGAACGAUGUCGGGAACCGGAGAAUUCCAAGCACAGAUAGCCUCAAUCAUGGAGGUACUGGCUAAUGCAGCCGUAGCCGAAAUUUGCAAAGUUGUGGAUGAUGGCUACGCUGUCGUUCACCUGGAGAUGUCUCAGAGUCACAAAGAGAACGAAUUCCUUCGCAGAAAAAUUAAACUAUUAGAGCUACAAAUUGCAAGGUUUCGAACGGAGAGGAUGAAGUUUUCAGAGGGGUCUGUCAGCAAUCGGUUUGGGGUUCGCCUGCUCAACAGACCCUUACGGGAUACACAGGCAUCAGGACCAUCUUUUCAGGGCAGAGAGAGAUCUGUGAGCAGGACCAGUGCAGGAAGAGAUAGGAGUCCUUUUCAUCUGAACCAGGAUCCAGCCUCAAACUGUGAUGUUGAGGCAAAAAAUGAGACAACAGGCCCAAAGCAGGAGGAGGAACUGGACCUGCUUAUCGUGAAGGUGGAGGGGGCGACGGGAGUGGACGACCCUGCCUCAAGCAGGGACUCAGAGCGGCCACCGGGGGGCGACAGAGGGCUCAGUCCUCCUUCCACAACCGGGCAGUGGGACGGCGCUGCCGGACGCAACCUAACGGAGGGCCUGGCGAGCGAUGCAGGCGAGGAGCACAGACCAGAGGAGCACAGACCAGAGGAGCACAGACCAGAGGAGCAGAGACCAGAGAACGGGAGGAAGGAGGACGGUGGAGACGGUGGCGUUCACCUUCACGCAGAGGUCAAAUCUGAGGUCAAAUCUGAGGUCAUCGUGAUCGACACACUUCCUGUGGGAGGGGCUGAUGUCAGCGGUGACGUCACCCCCUCGUCUCUGUGGAGCCCCGGGGACUCGGGCCAGAACCCGGUGCAUCAUGUGAGUCAGAGCGGAGCCUAUCACGGCCGGUCGUACGGCUACGACCCUCGCUUCCAGAACACCGCCGCCCCGGUCGGCAUGCCAACGGGGGAACAGCCCCCGGCGUGGGCGGGGCUUCAGGAGAACCCCACUGGCCUGUCUCCCCCCUCGGGCCACGCCCCCAAUCCCUCCGCCCCCCUGGGGCCGGACCCCCGCCCCUACAAGUGUGCCUUCUGCCUGCGCCAGUACCCCCACCAGUGCCAGCUGCGCAUCCACGAGCGCGUGCACACCGGGGAGAAACCCUACCAGUGCUCUCAGUGUGGGAAGCAGUUUGGCCAGUUCUGCAGCCUGAAGAGGCACCAGCGCGUCCACACCGGGGAGAAACCGUACCAGUGCUCCCAGUGCGGCAAGCAGUUCUCCCACUCCAACAACCUGAAGGUGCACCAGAGCGUUCACACCGGGGAGAAACGCUUCCACUGCAGCCAGUGUGGGAAGAACUUCUCGUUCCUCAGCAACCUGAUCAGGCACCAGGCGGUGCACGCCGCCGGGAAGUGACGAGGCCACGCGGUCGUCAUGACGAUGAAACACAGGCCGACGGAGAUCUGGUUCUAAGGGAAGUGAGGUUAUUGUGGCCUUCAACCGACGCCGGUUAUCUUAACAGACUUGGUUACUGAAGUUCCCUUUCGUCAUUGGACUGGUCCAGUUUUAGACGUGUGUUAGUGAGUGGUAGUUUUAUUCCUGAUUGAAAUACAUGGUUGCUUUCACCAUAUAGUACAAAGUAAAUAAUCUACCUGCUAUUUACUGUGUAUAUGAAGUGACGAUGCACUAACGUGAGUUGAAUUGUGUCCAUCGAUGAAUAUGCAGUGUACUGUGAUCAUGUUUGACAGUUAAACUGUUUUAAAACAUAAGGUCAUUUUGACUGAUGGUUUAUGUUGGAGUGUCUGUCCUGUG